Molecule: messenger RNA, 771 nt
Organism: Helianthus annuus (common sunflower)
Lineage: Eukaryota; Viridiplantae; Streptophyta; Magnoliopsida; Asterales; Asteraceae
Product: CASP-like protein 2A1
Exons: 3
Coding region: 68-664 (198 amino acids)
Source: RefSeq, a predicted model, not a curated record
CUCUCACAAUCACAAUCACAAACACAAACUCUUCUUCAUCUCUUUCUACUCAUCUUUGUGUUUAACAAUGGCCGAAAAGAAUAGCAAUUUGGCUACUGGAACCUCUGGACCAUGUCAAGAAGAAGAUGGAAACUCCGGCGGCAUCCGGACGGUGGAGAUGCUGCUGAGACUAUUUCCGGUGGGGCUGUGUGUGGCUGCACUAGUUGUCAUGAUUAAGGAUUCUGAGACUAAUGAUUAUGGCUCUUUAUCCUACUCCAACUUCACUGGUUUUAGGUUUUUGGUGCAUGCGAAUGGCGUAUUGGCUGGUUAUUCUCUAGUGACAGCUGCUUUCACGGCAGUACCUCGUCCAAUGACCAUGCCUCGAGCCUGGACCUUCUUUCUCCUUGAUCAGGUUUCUACAUACUUGAUAUUGGCUGCGGGUGCCGUGACAACUGAGCUGACAUUUUUGGCAUAUAAAGGCGACGUGACGGUGACAUGGAGUGAAGCGUGUGGGACCUACGGUCACUUUUGUAAACAGGCAACAGCGUCAAUCAUCAUCACUUUCUUGGUGGUGAUUUGCUACAUUUUACUAUCGUUAAUCUCAUCGUAUAGGCUCUUCAGCAAGUAUGAUGCACCUGUCGGGUACCGUAACAAGGGAAUCGAAAUCGUUGACUUUGGGAAUUAAGAUAGUUGACUUGUGAAAACUUGUUUGCUAAUUUGUUUGGUUCCCAUUCGUAAAGAUAAAUAAUGUAUGUUUAUGAAUGUUCUUCAAGCUAUCUUUCUUGUUUGUAA